CUGCCAAAACAUCGUUACAGCUUGAGAGAGAGAGAGAGAGAGAGAGAGAGAGAGAGAGAGAGAGAGAGAGGAUGGGAUUGAUGAAGUUGCCUCUAGACAUAAUCUUGGUGCCUCCAAGCGUUGCCCUCAUCAUUGGCUACCAUGUAGUCUUGUGGUGCAUUCUCAAGACACAGCCUCUCCGCACCAGAACAGGCAUCACUGCAAUGCGAAGAAGAAUGUGGGCUCUCACUCUAAUGGAGAAUGGCUCCGAAGGCAUGUUGGGAGUUCAGUCACUCAGGAACAGUUUAAUGGCAGCCAUACUGGCUUCGACCAUAGCAAUAUUCACAAAUUCAGCCUUGGCAGCAAUGAUGAACAACAUCUACAAUGCUCACAAGCUGCUCCAUCUCUCCCCGUUUGGCUCACAAGGAGACUCCAUUAUUCUGCUGAAGUACUCGCUGUCGUCCAUCUUCCUGCUGGCGAGCUUCUUCUGCAGCUCCUUAGGCAUCGGCUUCUUGACGGAGGCGAACUUUCUGAUCAACGUGACAGAGGGAGCUACGGCGAAAACUGCACAUACCAUGCUCGAGCUAGGAUCCGAGCUCGCCUCUGUAGGUAACAGAGUGCUCUUUGCUGCAGUGCCCGUGCUGCUGUGGAUGUUUGGUCCUGUGUCCAUGGCAGUAUCGUCCGUGUUGCUUGUUUGCUUCUUUUAUGAUCGUGAUUUUAACUCUGGCUGUCGCAGUGGGGAUGCGAACCACGAUUCGGCAAGCCAGUUUUAAAACGACCAUGCGUGUUGACUGUGACAAAGAAGAAUUUGUUUCUUUUUUUUUUUUUUCAUUGAACUUGGUGGAUUUCAUUGGAUCAAGAAAACUUAGUAAAACCAGUUUAGAAUGCGAUUGAAUCAUGGCAUAUCUUGACUAUGAAUGGGAUCUGCCGAUUUCUCCAUUCAGAUUUCAGCUUUUCACAGCAUGAAUAUCCAUUUGUAUGUGUGUAGGCACUGGUUGUGCAACGAAGCCGAUCAAGUUCAUAACAAUAUAUAUGGGUAUGGUUCCAAAUAGGCCAUAUAUAUAUUAUUGAUCUGUAUUUUUUAAUAGUUUUCUUUAUG
This is a messenger RNA of Nymphaea colorata (pocket water lily), 1078 nucleotides long. RefSeq lists its product as uncharacterized. NCBI's taxonomy places the organism in Eukaryota, Viridiplantae, Streptophyta, Magnoliopsida, Nymphaeales, Nymphaeaceae. The coding region runs from base 72 to 752 and encodes 226 amino acids. The record is from RefSeq and is a predicted model, not a curated record. The transcript has 2 exons.